AUGAAGCUGCGGCUCCAGCAGGUUCAACAAGCCCAACAGGAAGAAAACCGGUCCAAGGGUAACACGGAGGAAAAGGGGGAUAGCCAACGGAGGGAAACCCCCCGGAGACCAACUACUCCGGACGAACAGAACUCAGAUCUUCUUCGGGAAAUGAGGAAAGAGAUGGACGAACUAAGGAGCGCUAUCAAAGAAAAGACAGACCGGAGCGUAGACAAAAUGAUAAGGGCUACGGAUUCGCCUUUCACUGCAGCGGUACUUGAUUGCCCCGUGCCGUCAAAGUUUUGCCUGCCUCAGUUAGAGCCAUUCGACGGACUCAAGGACCCUCAGGAUCAUCUUAAUACCUUUAAGACGACUCUGGGUCUUCAGCAACCACCUGACGAGAUAUUGUGUCGUUCCUUCCCUACGACUCUUAAAGGAGCUGCAAGAGAAUGGUUUACUAAGUUGCCAAACUCGUCCAUAGACAAUUUCGAUCAGCUGAGUAGUGCCUUCUUGCGCCACUUCAUAGGGGGACAACGCCCAAAGAGACCAGUAGAUUACUUACUCACUAUAAGACAGGGAGAGAAGGAGACUCUGAGGUCAUAUGUCAAGCGAUUCACCCGGGAAACUCUGGAAGUAGACGAAGCUGAUGACAAGGUGCAGCUGACGACCUUCAAAGCAGGGUUGAGAUCCAGAGACCUCGUGGCCUCUCUUGCAAAAAACCCCCCAAAGACGAUGGCUGAUAUGCUCCUGAAGGCACAAAAGUACAUGAACGCGGAAGAUGCUCUAGCCGCCAUAAAAGAUACUGAGAGGCUAGGAGACAAGUCCAAAAAGGAAGACGACCGUAGAGGGCAAAAGAGAGACAGACCAGAACGUUGGAACAAUGACGGGAAUAGAAGGAAAGAUGACAAAAAUCCUCGUCAGAACAAGUAUUGCCGGUUCCAUAGAGACCACGGCCACAACACAGAAGAUUGCAGAGACCUGAAGGAACAAAUAGAGGAAUUAAUACGGAAAGGAAAGUUACAGAAGUAUGUAAAGAAAGGAGAAUAUAGCAAGUUCAGAGACGACAACAGGACCCAACAUGAAUCCUUCACUCGGGAUGACGACCAUCCGUCCCAGCCUCCACGCAAAGUGAUCGGGGAGAUAAACACGAUCACAAGAGGACCAUUCUCAGGAGGAUCAUUUAGAUCACUCAAAAAAGCAUGCCAUAGACAGGUGAACAGCGUCCACACCAUGCCUCCGUCCAAGCACCGACGAACAUACCAAGACAUGUCUUUUAGUGAAGGAGACGCCAGGGGAGUAAAGCAGCCUCACAACGAUCCCCUGGUCAUAGUGCUGAAUAUAGAAGGGUUCAAUACCAGAAGGAUCCUUGUUGAUAACGGGAGCUCAACGGAUAUCAUCUACCUCCCAGCCUUCCAACAGUUGAGAUUAGAUCCAAAAAGGCUCCGCCCUUUCGACUCUCCGCUCGUCAGCUUCAGUGGAGACAGGGUCUACCCCAGCGGUAUAGUGACUUUGACGGUGACGGCAGGGACCUACCCAUUGCAGUUGACCAAACAAGUAGACUUCCUGGUGGUAGAUUGCCCCUCGUCCUACAAUGUCAUCAUUGGGAGGCCCACCCUAAACAAGUGGAAGGCGGCAACGUCAACCUACUAUUUGAAGGUGAAAUUCCCAACAGACAACGGCGUGGGUGAAGUGAAGGGUGAUCAAGUCCUGGCAAGGGAGUGCUAUCAGGCCGUACUGGCAAGAAAGGAGAACCACACGUGGACGAUAGAAGAAAAAGAGGAAGACGGGAUGGAGACCCUGGAAGCAGUGGAAUUAGUAGAAGGAAAUGCGGACAAGACGACCAGGAUAGGGACGACGCUAAGCCCCGAGAUGAGAGCGAGACUCAUAAAGUUCCUUAAAGAGAAUCUAGAUGUCUUUACAUGGAGUCACGAGGACAUGCCAGGCAUAUCUCCAGAAGUCAUCCAGUAUAGGUUGAAUGUGGACCCCAGCAGGAAGCCCGUUCAGCAACGAUGA
Molecule: messenger RNA, 1992 nt
Organism: Quercus lobata
Lineage: Eukaryota; Viridiplantae; Streptophyta; Magnoliopsida; Fagales; Fagaceae
Exons: 2
Coding region: 1-1992 (663 amino acids)
Source: RefSeq, a predicted model, not a curated record